CGAAUAGGACUCUAAACUCUCAUUUAGGAUGAUCAUGUGGAUAUUUAUUAGAACGUACACAUGGCUAGGAAGCAUCGACGCCGAAAUUACGCUUGAAUCCGACGAAGUUAUGACAGCGAAAUGACUUCCUCGAAUUUAAAAGGAUGCCUUCGUGGUUUUUGGUUAGCUCGACGAGCUCUCAUCUGCUUCGUAAAGAGACAUGGUACCACACAGCGGACUGUCUUUCAUCUUGGGACUGCUACCACUUCUGCUGUACACCCCGGCAUCUGUCUAUUCAUUACCAGACCCGGGCUCAGCAGCUGCAGGGGACCUUCCGUUUCAUUUGCAUGCUCGAGCACAGAACAAGAAUGGAUCCACUCCGGUGUAUAAGGAUCCAACGGCAAAUAUCGAAGAUCGUGUCAAGGACCUUUUGUCGCGAAUGACGUUACAAGAGAAGGUCGCGCAAAUAAUACAAGGCGACAUGAAUGGUUGGAUGGAUUUCUCCGACCCACUGGAUGAUACGUUGACGUACAACGCGUCGGGUCUCGUCGAAAUGAUGAGCACAAAAGCCGGGAGCGUCUGGGGUGGUUAUCAAACUCCAUGGGAUAAGUUCGUUUUCGGCGUUGAGGUUGGCCAACGGUAUCUCAUGGAGAAUACUACGCUUGGGAUCCCUGCACUCAUUCAGAGCGAAGGCUUACAUGGUUUCACGAAUAACGGAACAACGUUUCCAUCGCCACUCGGCUUAGCCGCUUCAUUUAAUCCAGACUUGCUCUCCCAAGUUGCUUCUUCUAUAGCCGACGAAGCUGAGGGCCUUGGGGUUUCUCAUAUUUUCGCACCUGUGCUCGACCUAAGUCGCGAGCUGAGAUGGGGCCGUGUUGAAGAAAACUAUGGAGAAGACCCUUUCCUGACUGGGGAGAUGGGUACUGCGUAUGUUACAGGCCUUCAAUCUGGACGAAGACGGAAUGUCAGUGAUACAGCAAUUGCACGCGUGGCGGCGACAUGUAAACACUUCGCGGCAUUUGGAAGUCCACAGGGUGGUUUAAACCUUGCUCCUGUGGAAGGUGGUGAACGUGCACUCCGGUCCAUCUAUCUCCCGCCGUUUGAGAAAGCGUGUGCAGAAGCCGGAUCAUUGAGUAUUAUGACGGCAUAUUCUAGCUUUGAUGGUGUUCCUGUUGUCUCGGAUGCUCACAUUUUGAAGGAUAUACUUCGUGAUGAAUGGAAUUAUCCUUACUGGGUGACUUGCGACGCUGGCUCGAUUGAUUUGCAGAUCACUGAGCAUGCAACCUGCGAUACUCGAGAGUGCGCUGCACGGGAGGCGCUUGUAAAUGGUGUUCAGGGCGAGAUGGGUGGCGGAUCGUACACUUAUCUCACUCUCCCUGAUCAGGUAGCAGCAGGAACGGUCAAGGAGUCAGACAUCGAUGCUGUCGUUGUGACGAUGCUGCGUACUAAGUUUGCUCUUGGACUUUUUGAAAAUCCCUACCCAUACGCAGAUUAUAAUAGAACACUACGGACGCAAGGAACUCGUGAGAUCCUUCAUCAAAUGGAGCAAGAAGCAAUAGUCUUGCUCGAGAACCACGAUAACACCCUUCCUCUCAGUACGAACGGAGUUUCGAAGGUCGCAGUAAUCGGGCCACAAGGAAAUCGUGUGUCGUUCGGUGACUACGUCUUCUUCAACGCGUCCAAUAAUGGCAUUUCUCCUCUCGAUGGUAUCAAGUCGUUCCUUGCAAACAAAUCUUCAUCAAUCUCAGUCUCCUUUGCACAAGGCUGCGAGCUAUGGUCAUCCGACACUUCUGGGAUUCCUGCUGCAGUUGACACAGCAACUGACGCAGAUGCAGCAAUUAUAUUCGUUGGAACGUGGAGUCUCGACCAGACGCUACUGUGGACACCUGGAACGAAUGCUACUACCGGUGAGCAUGUCGAUUUGAGUUACCUCGGGCUCGUCGGCGCACAACGUGAGUUGGUGCAAAGUGUUGUCGGUGCAAUGGAACAGCGUGGGAAAAAGAGUAUCGUGGUGUUUGUGAGUGGCAAACCACUCACAGAGGAUUGGAUACAGGCACAUGCUGGUGCCGUUGUACAGCAGUUCUAUCCCGGAGAACUCGGUGGCAUAGCAAUUGCGGAAGUGCUCUUCGGAGAAUUUAACCCAUCUGGUAAACUCCCUGUCUCUUUCCCUCGUGCAACAGGAACGACACCUUCGUUCUACAACUAUCUUAAGGGUGGCCGUCCAAUUGAUCCUGGCAACAUCUCCGACGACGGGACUCUUCACUUCGGGCACCAAUACGUUUUGAGCUCUCCCGUCCCUCUUUGGAGCUUUGGCCAUGGACUUAGCUACACGAACUUUACAUACUCCAACCUCCGCCUUUCAUCAUCUACGAUAGGAACUUCAGAUGAUUUCAACGUAACCGUCAAUGUACGAAACUCAGGAGCGGUGGAUGGGAAGGAAGUUGUACAGGUCUAUCUAACGGAUGUUGUUUCGUCUGUCGUCACACCGAAUCAAUUCCUUGCUGGUUUCCAGAAGGUCGACUUGCCUGCAGGAAGCGAAAAGGAGGUUACCAUUACAAUCAAGUCGGAGCAGCUAGCUGUCUGGACUCGCGAUUCUAAGUUCUCUGUCGAACCUGGGACUUUCAACAUCAGAGUCGGGACAAGCGAUACUUCAUACGGGAAUGUGACUCUGACUGUCCAAUGA
Molecule: messenger RNA, 2662 nt
Organism: Fomitiporia mediterranea MF3/22
Lineage: Eukaryota; Fungi; Basidiomycota; Agaricomycetes; Hymenochaetales; Hymenochaetaceae
Product: glycoside hydrolase family 3 protein
Exons: 15
Coding region: 200-2662 (820 amino acids)
Biological process (GO): glucan catabolic process
Molecular function (GO): beta-glucosidase activity
Source: RefSeq, a predicted model, not a curated record